AUGGAUUUGGACUAUGCAUUAAGAGAGGAUCGCCUUGCGGACCUUAUUAGUGCCAGCACUGCUGAGCAAAGGGCUACUAUGGAAAAAUGGGAGCAAUCCAAUCGCAUGAGUCUAAUGAUAAUGAAGCACUCAAUUCCAGAAGCUAUAAGGGGUGCAAUACCUGAGGAGACCCAAGCCAAGACAUUCUUGGACCAGAUAGCAAACCGAUUCAUUGAAAAUGAAAAGGUUGAAACAAGCACUAUUUUUAGUAAGCUUGUCUUCAUGCGAUACAAAGAGAAAGAGAAUAUAAGAGAGUACAUAAUGGAAAUGUCCAAUCUUGUGACUAGACUCAAGGCACUAAAUUUAGAGUUAUUAGAAGACAUACUCGUGCACUUGGUCUUGAUCUCUCUGCCUACAUAA
Molecule: messenger RNA, 399 nt
Organism: Vitis vinifera (wine grape)
Lineage: Eukaryota; Viridiplantae; Streptophyta; Magnoliopsida; Vitales; Vitaceae
Exons: 1
Coding region: 1-399 (132 amino acids)
Source: RefSeq, a predicted model, not a curated record